Messenger RNA from Funneliformis mosseae, 488 nucleotides. NCBI's taxonomy places the organism in Eukaryota, Fungi, Glomeromycota, Glomeromycetes, Glomerales, Glomeraceae. The record is from the annotation of a GenBank genome assembly.
AAUGGUUGGAUAAUUCAAUUGCUAAUGAACAUAUUAAAUUUUAUGACAAAUCGAAUUUCAAAAAUAAGCAGUUCAUAGGAAGAGGUUCAUAUGGAACCGUUUAUCGAAUUAACUGGAAAAAUAAACAUUUUUUCGCUUUGAAAACUUUUAAUAAUGAUCAAGAAGCCACUAAAGAAGUUGUGAAAGAGUUAAAGCUGCACCGGAAAGUUAAUAAUCAUAAAAACAUUAUUCAAUUAUAUGGUGUCACAAUGUUAGAACCAAGAUUAAGCAUUGGUAUAGUUUGCGGAAAAAGAGAAAAUAUUGUUGACGGAACUCCUAUUUUUUAUAGUAAUUUAUAUGAAGCAUGUUGGAACAACGAACCAAAUGAACGUCCAAAUAUACAAGAAGUUGUUUCAACACUUGAAGGCAUAAUCUCUCCCAAACUAACUGGUACAAUUAUGAACAAUAUUAAUGACAAUGAAAUUGAUGGUAGUGAAUCUAAUUGUAAA